CCUCGCCUCCCGCACCCGGCAGGUUCCCCACCCGGCAGCGCCGCCCGGCAGCUCCUCCUCGUCUCCGCCCCGCCGGCCGCGGGCGCGGGGGACGUCAGCGCUGCCAGCGUGGAAACCACCGCCGGGCGCGGGAGGCGGAAGUAGCGCCCGGGACUGCCGGGCCACCCACCGGACUCCGCCGGCCGCCUGAGCCAUGGACGCGUCCCUAGAGAAGAUAGCAGACCCUACAUUAGCUGAAAUGGGGAGGAACUUGAAGGAGGCCAUGAAGAUGCUGGAGGAGAGUCAGAGUAGAAGAGUAGAAGAUGAAAAUGGGAAGAAGCUCAUGUCAGAGGAUAUUCCAGGGCCACUCCAGGGAAGUGGACAAGAUAUGGUGAGCAUCCUCCAGUUAGUUCAGAAUCUGAUGCACGGAGAUGAAGAUGAGGAGCCCCAGAGUACCCGAAUCCAGAAUAUAGGAGAACAAGGUCACAUGGCUUUGUUGGGGCAUAGUCUGGGAGCUUUUAUUUCAACUCUAGACAAAGAGAAGCUGAGAAAACUUACAACUAGGAUACUUUCAGAUACUACCUUGUGGCUAUGCAGAAUUUUCAGGUAUGAAAAUGGUUGUGCUUAUUUCCAUGAAGAGGAAAGAGAAGGACUUGCAAAGAUCUGUAGGCUUGCCAUUCAUUCCCGAUAUGAAGACUUUGUGGUGGAUGGAUUCAACGUGUUGUAUAACAAAAAACCUGUUGUCUAUCUCAGUGCUGCUGCUAGACCUGGCCUGGGCCAGUACCUUUGUAAUCAGCUUGGCCUGCCCUUCCCCUGCUUGUGUCGUGUGCCCUGUAACACUAUGUUUGGAUCCCAGCAUCAGAUGGAUGUUGCCUUCCUGGAAAAAAUGAUUAAAGACGACAUAGAACGAGGAAGACUGCCCCUGCUGCUUGUUGCAAAUGCUGGAACUGCAGCAGUAGGACACACAGACAAGAUUGGACGUUUGAAAGAGCUCUGUGAGCAGUAUGGCAUAUGGCUUCACGUGGAGGGUGUGAAUCUGGCAACAUUGGCUCUAGGUUAUGUCUCCUCGUCAGUGCUGGCUACAACCAAAUGUGAUAGCAUGACACUGACUCCUGGUCCGUGGCUGGGUUUGCCGGCUGUUCCUGCAGUGACUCUCUACAAGCAUGAUGAUCCUGCCUUGACAUUAGUUGCUGGUCUUACAUCAAAUAAGCCAGCAGACAAACUCCGUGCCCUGCCUCUGUGGUUAUCUUUACAAUACUUGGGACUUGAUGGGAUUGUGGAGAGGAUAAAACAUGCCUGUCAACUGAGCCAACGGUUACAGGAAAGUUUGAAGAAAGUGAACCACAUCAAAAUCUUGGUAGAAGAUGAGCUCAGUUCUCCAGUAGUGGUAUUCAGAUUUUUCCAGGAAUUACCAGACUCAGAUUCAGUGCUUAAAGCUGUCCCAGCACCCAACAUGGCACCUUCAGCAGUCAACCGAGAGAGGCACUCCUGCGAUGCGCUGAAUCGUUGGCUGGGAGAGCAACUGAAACAGCUGGUACCUGCGAGUGGCCUCACCGUCAUGGACCUGGAAGUCGAGGGCACGUGUAUACGAUUCAGCCCUUUAAUGACAGCUGCAGUUUUAGGAACUCGAGGAGAGGAUGUGGAUCAACUAGUAGCCUGUAUUGAAAGCAAACUGCCAGUCCUGACCUGUACCCUACAGCUGCGUGAAGAGUUCAAGCAGGAAGUGGAAGGGAUGGCAGGUCUCCUAUAUGUUGAUGACCCCAACUGGCCUGGAAUCGGGGUUGUCAGGUAUGAACAUGCUAAUGAUGAUAAGAACAGUUUGAAAUCAGACCCAGAGGGGGAAAAUAUCCAUGCUGCACUCCUGAAAAAGUUAAAUGAACUGGAAUCUGAUCUUACAUUUAAAAUGGGCCCUGAAUACAAAAGUAUGAAGAGCUGUAUCUACAUUGGCAUGGCAAGUGACGACACAGAUGUUUCCGAACUAGUGGAGACCAUUGCAGUCACAGCCCGGGAGAUCGAGGAGAACUCCAGGCUUCUGGAAAACAUGACGGAAGUUGUUCGGAAAGGAAUUCAGGAAGCUCAGGUCCAGCUGCAGAAGGCGAAUGAGGAGCGACUUCUGGAAGAGGGAGUGCUGCGGCAGAUACCUGUAGUAGGAUCCGUGCUGAAUUGGUUUUCUCCAGUGCAAGCUUCACAAAAGGGAAGAACUUUUAACUUAACAGCAGGCUCUCUGGAGUCCACAGAACACACAUAUGUCUACAAAGCACAAGGUACAGGAGUGACACCACCUCCAACCCCCUCAGGCACUCGAAUCAAACAGAGACUUCCAGGCCAAAAGCCUUUCAAAAGGUCCCUGAGAGGUUCAGAUGCUGUGAGUGAGACCAGCUCUGUCAGUCACAUUGAAGACUUGGAAAGGAUGGAGCACCUAUCCACUGGACCCGAGCAAAAUACCCAAGAGAUGGCCCAUGGCCCUGAACAACCCCCUGGGGAUUCUGUCCCUCCAGCUAGCCAUCCCGAGGCCCUCCAGAACAGGGCCCAGCACCCUGAAGAUGACCACGCACAGGUAGAAGAGCUGGAGAGCUUAAGAUAAAACGCAGCUGGGUGGAGGGCGGAGUGACUGCUGUCCCGGGAGGGGAGUUGUGUUGAAAAUGCGAACUGUGCCACAUGCUCACACGACAGGAGUGACUUAUUUGUGCUAAACAAUAAUUUUUUUUUUUUUUUUGCACAAACACAUACCUAAAAGCCAGGCUUUCUAGGAGGGCAAUCGAUGAUUUUAUAUGUAUGUAAAACAGCCAAGUACUACUGUUUCUGGCACACCCAACUAUAGUAAUCCCAUUUCCCCCCAAGUUAUCAUAAACACUUUUUAUUCAGAAAGAAUAUUUAAAAUUUCGGGUGCCUGCCAUUUGAAACACUUUCAUCUUUCUGAAUAUAAGCAUAAGUUGUUAGGUUGCACAUAGUGACUUUGUGGCAAAGCAGCCUUCAUUAGGACUCUGCAGGUUCUCUGCUGGGCUUCCGUAGAGGGAGACCACAGCAUUCGUCCAUCUGGUUCAAGGGUCUCUAGUGUGAUCGAGUUGGAUUGGUUGGCUUCAAGGAGAACAGGUCUCAGCGGGACAGUGAGAGUAUAAGAAGCUGCCUCCUGCUGUCUCCAACUGCUGCUUUUCCUGGAGAUUGAGUAAGGACUGUGUCCACCAAACUGUGGCAAGGCUUCUGUCUGGAACUGUCCUCUGCCACAAUUCCUUUUCUCCCUUUAUAUACUCUUUAUAAACAAAUUUAAGGACUCAUCUAUUAAGAGUAACUCUAACAUCUCUUUCUGACCAUGUGUGUGUGUGUGUGUGUGUGUAUAUAUAUAUAUAUAUAUAUAUGUGUGUGUGUGUGUAUACACAAACAUAUACAUAUAUAUGUAUAUUUUUAAAUACUGGUAAAGCUUUUAAAUCAGACUGAGCUCGUUUCUGUUUAAUAUCUGAAAGCCCGAAAGAGGCUGCUCUGAAGAGCCCGACACUAAGUAUGCUGUGCAGUGCUCCUUAGGUGGAAUUCUCAAGUAAGUACCUUUGACCUGUCACUCUGGAGCACCUCCAGCUUCUCUUCCACUUGUAGCUCAUCCUGGGCCCAGCUCAGAAAGGAGAGCCAGAGAAGUCAUCUCUCCCAGUCUGACCAGGCCAGACUGCUGCAAUUACUGAAUUAAGCUCCUCAUUCCUGCCCAUUUCUACUAUCCCAAAGCACCGCAUUCCUUCCAAUCGGGCCCCUGUGCCUUUUUUUUAGCCUCACAAAGUCAAGCAAUGGGAGAGCAUAGAUGGGGAGGAAUUCACAAUGGAUCUGUGGAUUACAGUGUUGGAGCCUUAGUUAUGCCACAUUAAGCCUAUAAUUAUACUGAUUUGAUGUGAUUUUUGACAUUUGGCACUUGUUAAAAUGCAAUUUUCCUUUUUUUUUUUUUUUUUUUUUGCGGGGAGGGGUGCAGAUGAUCAAACACAGUCUUCCCUGUUUAUUUGGUGCAAUGAAGUAUAGCAGAUAACCAGGGGGAGGGGUAAAUUAUCACCUUUAACAAGAUUAAUUUUUAAAUGUUUUUAUAUAUAUAUUUGGAAUUGUUAAAUUGGUUUUGCUGAAACAGAAUUUCAUCCUCGAGAUACUAUUUGAAUGUUGAUUUCAAUAAAGGUUCUUGAAAUUGUUA
This is a messenger RNA of Ictidomys tridecemlineatus (thirteen-lined ground squirrel), 4138 nucleotides long. Lineage: Eukaryota; Metazoa; Chordata; Mammalia; Rodentia; Sciuridae. The record is from RefSeq and is a predicted model, not a curated record.